AACUUUAUAUCCCACAAUUCUUUUUCCCGUCUCUCUCUUUCCCCUUUGCAGCAAUGUCCAAGAGAGGACGUGGUGGGUCAUCUGGAGCGAAGUUUCGCAUCUCACUGGGUCUCCCAGUGGGUGCGGUCAUUAACUGCGCCGACAACACAGGUGCCAAGAACCUGUACAUCAUCUCUGUUAAGGGCAUCAAGGGUCGUCUGAACCGUCUGCCUGCUGCAGGAGUAGGUGACAUGGUCAUGGCCACAGUGAAGAAAGGCAAACCCGAGCUCAGGAAAAAGGUGCAUCCUGCAGUGGUGAUACGGCAGCGGAAGUCGUAUCGGCGAAAAGAUGGUGUGUUUCUCUAUUUUGAAGACAACGCAGGGGUCAUAGUAAACAAUAAAGGAGAAAUGAAAGGUUCAGCCAUCACAGGCCCGGUGGCCAAAGAGUGUGCCGAUCUGUGGCCCAGGAUUGCCUCAAAUGCUGGAAGCAUAGCCUGAGCUGAACCCUGCGCCUCUGUUUUCAAUAAAAAUAAGUUGUAAAGCCAA
Molecule: messenger RNA, 524 nt
Organism: Lampris incognitus (smalleye Pacific opah)
Lineage: Eukaryota; Metazoa; Chordata; Actinopteri; Lampriformes; Lampridae
Gene: rpl23
Product: ribosomal protein L23
Exons: 5
Coding region: 54-476 (140 amino acids)
Biological process (GO): translation
Cellular component (GO): cytosolic large ribosomal subunit; ribosome
Molecular function (GO): structural constituent of ribosome; large ribosomal subunit rRNA binding
Source: RefSeq, a predicted model, not a curated record